AUGCCUGCCAAGAAAGCCAGCGCCUCCAAGGCCGCUUCCUCCCACGCUUCCUACAGAGAUAUGAUCAAGGAUGCCAUCAUCAAUCUCAAGGAACGCAAUGGAAGCAGUCGCCAGGCUCUUAAGAAAUAUGUUCAAGCCAACAAUAAUAUCAAUAUCACUUCCCAGAGCGCAUUCGAUACCCAAUUCAACCGUGCUGUCAAGACUGGUGUUGAGAAGGGCGAUUUCACUCAACCAAAGGGAGAGGCUACCCAUUUCCCGCCAAAACCCGCUGUCCCCCAGAAGGGAAAAAGCCAGGCAGCUUUAGAAAGCUGCCCCAGCAGUUGUCAACGCACCCAAGGUCACAGCGACGACCAAGUCUGGCCGCGUCACAAAAUCACCGCUAAGGCCACACCAAAAAAGAAGACCACCGGAACCAAGAAGGCCACAAAGAAGGCUACGCCGAAGAAAGCAGCAUAG
Molecule: messenger RNA, 456 nt
Organism: Histoplasma mississippiense
Lineage: Eukaryota; Fungi; Ascomycota; Eurotiomycetes; Onygenales; Ajellomycetaceae
Exons: 6
Coding region: 1-456 (151 amino acids)
Biological process (GO): nucleosome assembly; chromosome condensation; negative regulation of DNA recombination
Cellular component (GO): nucleosome; nucleus
Molecular function (GO): structural constituent of chromatin; nucleosomal DNA binding; double-stranded DNA binding
Source: RefSeq, a predicted model, not a curated record